This is a messenger RNA of Papaver somniferum (opium poppy), 1437 nucleotides long. Its product is annotated as UBP1-associated protein 2C-like. The record is from RefSeq and is a predicted model, not a curated record. The transcript has 5 exons. NCBI's taxonomy places the organism in Eukaryota, Viridiplantae, Streptophyta, Magnoliopsida, Ranunculales, Papaveraceae. Bases 1 to 1437 code for a protein of 478 amino acids. Gene Ontology annotation, molecular function: RNA binding.
AUGGCGAAGAAACAAAGAUUUGAAGAUGAUUCAGAAGAUACAGAAUCAGAAACCGAUUCAUAUUCCGAAGAAGAAGGCAUAACAAAACUUCUUGAACCAUUUACUAGACAACAAUUAAUUUCCAUUAUUCGUUCAAUCUCAACAAAAAACACAGAAAUCAUUUCAGAAAUUCAACAACUCGCAGAUCAAAAUCCAUCUCAUCUUAAAAUUUUCAUCCAUGGACUUAGCUUAGAUACCACACCAGAUAAUCUCAGACAGAUUUUUUCAAGUUACGGAGAAAUUGAAGAUUGUAAUGUUGUUAUUGAUAACAAAGGGAAAUUCAUCUCUUCAAGACGUUGUUAUGGAUUCAUAUUAUACAAACACAGAAAAUCUGUGAUUAAAGCUUUAAAAGAACCGAUUAAAAAGAUUGGAAAUCGAAUUACUGCUUGUAAUUUAGCUUCAUCUGGACCUAUCCAUAUUCCUCAGUGGGCAAUGCGAGAAGAAAUUCUGCAGAGGAAGAUCUUUGUAGGUAAUGUUAACAAUUCUCAUUUUGAAAUUACUGCUGAAAAAUUGUACAAAUUUUUUUCCAAGUAUGGGGAAAUUGAGGAAGGUCCAUUUGGAUUUGAUAAACACACUGGGGAACCUAAAGGGUAUGCUUUGUUUAUAUAUGAAACUGUUGAUGGAGUAAGAAAGGCUUUAGAAGAACCUGUUAAGAAUUUCAAUGGACAUCCGCUGUAUUGCGAAAUAGCAACUUGUUGUUAUACUAAUAAGCAGAAAUUGGGUUCUUAUGAGAAGCAAAAAUAUGGUUCUGAUUCUGGUUCUACUGAAAGUUUAACUCCGAAGAGUGACUUGUAUAAUGCACCUAAGAGGCCUGGUGCUGGUAGGAAAAGGGUGGGGGGUUUUGGAAUGAGGAACCAAAAAUCUGGUCCUCGUUCUGAAAAUUUAACCACGAAGAAUGAUGGGUAUAAUGCACCUAUGAUUCCAGGUGCUGGUAGGCGACCUAGAGUGGGAGAUUUUGGAAUGAAGAACCGAGUUGGUCCUGGUUCUGAAACACGACGUUAUCAAGUUAGUAAUUCAGGCCAGGUUGGACCUUCUGGACAUGGUCAUGUUAUGAGACCUGCAUUGGUGCGGACAGGACGUUGUAGAAUUGGGAAUUUGAGACAUGGGAAAUUAGAGGUUAUGAACAUUUUCAAACACAUUGUUCCUUUGAAUAAUGCACUCCUUCGUCUACUUGUUCCUGUUACAUUUGAACCCAUGUUUAAACUUCGUAGUACAGAAUGCAUAGGUUCGGUACUUCCCAUCAUUGAUGCAUUAAGUAAGAAGACUGAAGGUUCGGAAGAAACACACAUCUGCACUAUAAAUGACAAUUAUACAUUUCUGACUCCUGAUAUCGGUAUCUUUGCUAUGGGAUUAGCAUCAAGCACUAUGGAGGCUCUGACUGUUGAUUCCUUAAAGUAA